Panicum hallii is the source of this 767-nucleotide messenger RNA. Its product is annotated as glutathione synthetase, chloroplastic-like. Bases 1 to 765 code for a protein of 254 amino acids. The record is from RefSeq and is a predicted model, not a curated record. NCBI's taxonomy places the organism in Eukaryota, Viridiplantae, Streptophyta, Magnoliopsida, Poales, Poaceae. Gene Ontology annotation, biological process: glutathione biosynthetic process. Gene Ontology annotation, molecular function: ATP binding; glutathione synthase activity; glutathione binding. Gene Ontology annotation, cellular component: cytosol. The transcript is spliced from 7 exons.
AUGCCGGUCAAGAAGCUCCUGCUCAAGAAGCUACUCAAGACGUGCCUCCUCCUCCUCAACCUGGUCAGCAAUUUUGGGAGCCUCCUGCAGGGGCCCGCGCGCCCGCCUCCGCCCUGCCUUGUUGAAGCUGAAGGCCAGGUGCUUACGGAUGGAACACUUGUGAUAGAUGGUCGUGCCGUUGCUGUUGUGUAUUUCAGAGCUGGGUAUGCACCAGCUGAUUACCCUUCGGAAGCGGAGUGGAGAGCGAGACUUUUGAUGGAACAGUCAUCCGCUAUAAAGUGUCCUUCAAUAUCGUACCAUUUAGUAGGAACAAAAAAGAUCCAGCAGGAAUUAGCAAAACCUAAUGUCCUUGAAAGGUUCCUUGACAACAAGGAGGACAUUGCCAAACUACGUAAAAGUUUCGCAGGUUUGUGGAGCUUGGAUAAUGAAGAGAUUGUGAAAUCAGCAAUAGAGAAACCUGACCUUUUUGUCUUGAAGCCUCAGCGAGAAGGCGGAGGGAACAACAUAUAUGGUCAUGAGUUGCGAGACAUGCUGAUCAAGCUCCAGAAGGAACAGGGGGAGUCACUUGCGGCAUACAUACUGAUGCAGAGGAUUUUUCCAAAAGCUUCUCUUGCUCCCCUAGUUAGGGGCGGUGAUUGCUUUGAGGACCUUACAAUCUCUGAGCUAGGGAUAUAUGGAGCCUACCUGCGGACCGCGCAAGUGAAGAGCCCGCGUCACACCAUGGUUCUACUACACAACCAAAUCAGGUCCUAUUCCAUGGCUUAAAA